Zasmidium cellare ATCC 36951 is the source of this 2100-nucleotide messenger RNA. RefSeq lists its product as uncharacterized. NCBI's taxonomy places the organism in Eukaryota, Fungi, Ascomycota, Dothideomycetes, Mycosphaerellales, Mycosphaerellaceae. The transcript has a single exon. Bases 1 to 2100 code for a protein of 699 amino acids. The record is from RefSeq and is a predicted model, not a curated record. Gene Ontology annotation, biological process: positive regulation of transcription by RNA polymerase II; DNA-templated transcription. Gene Ontology annotation, molecular function: sequence-specific DNA binding; zinc ion binding; DNA-binding transcription factor activity, RNA polymerase II-specific.
AUGGCUCGCCCUGGCUCCAUAGGAACUCUGAAACUUCCGGCAUGUGAGCGAUGUAGAGUCCGGAAGCUCAAGUGCGAUGCCGAUACCCAUUCGUCGAAAUGCGCCACGUGUGCAAAGAGCAGCGUGGCAUGUAUCAUUGUCGACAACGUCACUAAAGAGCGCUACACUCGCGGUGGCAUCUACCAAUUGGAGCAGAGAUUGAGAGAGCUGGAGGCCGACGUUGCUGCACAAUCGACGUCGGGUUUCACACAACAAGCCGGCGACUUACGACAUGUACAGAGCCCAAAGACUUCCGUUGGAGUUCGCCGUGGUCUCGAGCGCCUGACAAAGACCGCUAAACACACCAUACCACAGCCCUCUGCUCCUUUCGACGCCGUCCAGCCCUCGCCAAGCCGAAGCACGGCAUACUCUGCGUACGACUUGCCAUCAUGGAGUGCGGCCCAAGCCCUUGCCUCGCACUAUUUCUCUCAUGCGCAACUGCAUCACCCUUUGAUGCCGCAAUAUCCCUUUUCAAAUGCUCUGCAACGCGUUUAUGGUGGUUCUGAUGCUUCGGCGUCAGCGGAGGACCUAUUCCGCGUCAACAUUGUCUUUGCCAUCAGCUCGGUGACGACGUAUCGGCGCGGCACCACUCACGAGCAUCCGUAUGGAUACUUUCGUGCAGCUGUUCAGAAUCUUUCCAACAUCAACCUCACCGGCAGCCUCAGUGGGAUCCAGAACAUGCUCUUGAUUGCACGUUUUGCAAGAUACUACCAUAUCGACUGCUCGAUCUGGGACAUGUCACGAACGUGCAUGCGACAGUGCAUUGCAUUGAAACUUCAUCGUCCACCGAGGAAGUCUCUGGCGCCAAUAGAUGAGCAGGUUCUGCGUAACGUAUUCUGGGAAUGCUACCUACACGAUCGGUACAGCUCGGGCAUACUGGGUCGCCCCUAUGCAAUUGCAGAGGAGGAUAUUACCGUCCAGCUUCCGGUCGAAGUGAGCGAGACUGAUCUGAUAUCUGCUCAUGUGAGCUCCCUCGACGACCCGAGUCUGCAAUACUUCACGAAUCCCAACGAGGUUUCGGUGUUCCGCUUCAUCGUUGGCCUGCGAAGGGUUAUUGCCAAAAUCACUAAUCAUUUCCACCGUGCGCACACAUCUUCCAGCCGGCCCGGACGCACCCUCGCCGAUGCUCAGCGCGUGCGCGCGGAUUUCGAUCACCUCCUAAACCAGCUUAUGCAAGCCAGGAGCAAAGCCCCCAUCUUCGACAAUCCCACCAGCCUGUACCAGCGGUCUGAAUGGUAUGACUUCUUGUUCGAAAAGGAACGGCUGACCUUGAUUCGCGGGGCCUUGAACCAGAUACCGCUGGAUGGCUUCCACCCACCGCAAGAGCUACUUCGAUCCUGUCUGGGCUGCGGAAUAAACGUCAUUGAAUUGUACAUGGCACUGUUCUCGCACGGUCACAUCACAUGGAUGAGGUCAUACUUCCAAAUUCUGUUCACUUCCGGCUUGUCCAUCAUGUAUAGUGCUUCGUUCCUCAGCCAGAACAGAGCCAGCGUACAACACGACCAAAGUGACCUGGACGUUCGAGCAGCACGCGCGCUGGCCUCUGCAAGCGAGUUGAUGAAGAUGUUCGUCAUCGAAAUGCCCGAUGCCGCACGCUUUGCCAUGGUGUUCGAGGGCUUGAUGAAGCAGUAUAUGGGCACCGGCACUCGAGCAGUGCCAACCCGAGCAACCACCCCCUCGGGCCAUGAACCUACAGCGGAGAGCAACAAGCCCGCUGAUGUUGCGUUUGAGUCGAAUGCGAUGCAAUUGGGACCACAGGCAGUGCCCGAGCACCAAGACGUACCAUCAACUUACCUGGGCGCAGACCUCCUGAGCAUCCACCAUCCCGCGGACGCCCCAAGCGAACUACAUCUGCAAGCACCGCAACACUCCCAAGUCCAUCACGACAACAGCUUCCUCACACAGGGUCCAUUCGACGAGUCUCAACUCUGGACUCUGUUUUCUUCUGCCCCAGACAGCAUUCUCGGCCAAGUGGAGGCUGGCCUGGGCGAGUAUGCUUGGGGUAUACCGCCGGAUAACAACUUGUUCGACCAGUGGGAUGACUUUCGUGCUUCCACCUGA